AUGAUCUAUGGGCGCAGUUUGUUUCACAUUGUAACAAGUCUAAUUAUUCUACAUGUAUCUUGGGCAACAAAAAAAGGAGUAGACAAACAAACCACUUCAGAAGGACAGAAAUCAUUGCAGUGUGGCACCUGGACAAAACAUGCAGAUGGAGGAAUUUUUACCUCUCCCAACUACCCAAACAAGUACCCUCCUGACAGGGAGUGUGUUUACAUUAUAGAAGCUGCCCCCAGGCAAUGCAUUGAACUUCAUUUUGAUGAAAAAUACUCUAUUGAGCCUUCGUGGGAGUGUAAAUUUGAUCACAUUGAAGUAAGAGAUGGACCAUUUGGCUUUUCUCCAAUAAUUGGCCGCUACUGUGGGCAACAAAGCCCUCCUUUUAUAAAAUCCAGUGGAAGAUUUCUAUGGAUUAAAUUUUUCGCUGAUGGUGAAUUAGAAUCUCUGGGGUUUUCAGCACAAUAUAAUUUCACACCUGAUCCAGAUUUUAAAGAACUUGGAGUUUUAAAACCAUUACCAGUUUGUGAGUUUGAAAUGGGAGGAUCUGAAGGAAUAAUAGAAUCUGUGCAAAUUCUAAAAGAAGGGAAGGCCUCUGCUAAUGAGGCAGUUGACUGCAAAUGGUAUAUUCGAGCACCACCAAAGUCAAAGAUAUACUUACGUUUUUUGGAAUAUGAAAUGCAAAAUUCAAAUGAAUGUAAAAGAAAUUUUGUUGCUGUUUAUGAUGGAAGUAGCUCAGUGGAAGAUUUGAAAGCAAAAUUUUGCAGUACUGUUGCAAAUGAUGUAAUGCUACGAACAGGACUUGGCGUAAUCCGAAUGUGGGCAGAUGAAGGGAGCCGAACUAGUCGUUUUCAGAUGCUCUUCACAUCUUUUCAAGAACCUCCAUGUGAAGCAAACUCAUUUUUUUGUCAUAGUAAUAUGUGCAUUAAUAAUUCAUUGGUCUGCAAUGGAGUUCAGAACUGUGUGUACCCUUGGGAUGAGAAUCACUGCAAAGAAAAAAGAAAAUCAAACCUUUUGGACCAGCUUACCAAUACCGGCGGGACAGUGAUUGGGGUCACCUGUUGCAUAGUGAUCAUCCUCAUUAUCAUAUCUGUUAUAGUACAGAUCAAGCAACCUCGUAAAAAAUUCAUCCAAAGGAAAACAGACUUUGAUGAAACAGUGUUCCAGGAGGUCUUUGACCCUCCUCAUUAUGAGUUAUGCACUCUUAGAGGUACAGGGGCUGCAGUUGAUCUUGCAGAUGUUGCAGAUGACUUUGAAAAUUAUCAUAAGCUACGGAGAUCCUCUUCAAAAUGCAUUCAUGACCAUCACUGUGGAUCACUAUUGUCUAGCACUAAGGGCAGCCGUAGUAACCUCAGUACAAGAGAUGUUACUGUCUUAACUGAUACGCAAAACCAGCCCAUCAUGCCCAAAUCCCAGCCUCUAAAUAGAAGGAACAUUCUUGUUAUGAAACAUAGCUAUUCACAAGAUGCUGCAGAUACAUGUGACAUAGAUGAAAUUGAAGAUGUCCCUACCACAAGUCACAGGUUGUCCAGACAUGAUAAAUCAGCCCAGCGGUUCUGCCUCAUUGGGUCUCUACACAAACAAGAAACGGAAUACAACACAACUAGGGUCUGAAAAGCAAACUCAAGUGAAGAAUCCUUUUUAAACCAGUAGGAAGUGACUGAGUACAUUCUCCAGAAAAUAUUACAACGAUCACCAUAAAGGUGGACUCUUUUUUAAUUCAUUCCACUGCCUUGUUACAGACUUAGGAAUUACAGACAUUACUACCCUCAACAUGAUGUCCCUGCUAUUCAAUGACAUUUGUUGUAAUUUGGU
Molecule: messenger RNA, 1803 nt
Organism: Bombina bombina (fire-bellied toad)
Lineage: Eukaryota; Metazoa; Chordata; Amphibia; Anura; Bombinatoridae
Gene: NETO1
Product: neuropilin and tolloid like 1
Exons: 11
Coding region: 1-1602 (533 amino acids)
Molecular function (GO): protein binding
Source: RefSeq, a predicted model, not a curated record